CCUAAAAACAAGACAUAAAACAGAUACUGGCUUUACGGGAUGAAGGUUACAACGGUUUGCCAUAUGUGUAAAGGUUAAUAGGCCAUGAAGAUGUACCUCUUUGCUAGGUCUGUAUCUCCACAGGGGAGGGGGUUUGGUGGUGAAUGCAGGAGUGGUCAGAAGCAGUGCGGGAACACCGGGAGAGACACUGCGGAGGAGAACUCAACCAACCAAGUUUGACGACACGCACAUCUUCAACCUGGACUUUCUACAACCUUUACAAUUAUGGACUUUUCCUAUUGCACGCUUGUUGCGCAACAAAACCGGGUCAUUUUCAUGUCUGAUCUUUUUUUUCUGGAAUACAGAAAUAACAAUUUGCGCAUUUGAAGGUAAAAACUGCUCUUACUUUGGUAUGGAGGUACUGCAGAGGCAAGAUGAGUUCUGAUACAGAUCGUUCCGUGAACUUCUUGAGUAAUGCUUCCUCCGAACAGUCCGACGUGUACAAUUCGAGCUCCGCGGGAAACGGGACCGAGCCGAGCUCGUUCAGAAUCGGCCGCGCGCUUCCACUGGGCAUGGUUCUGGGCGCUUUUAUUGUGUUUGCUAUCGUCGGCAACAUUCUCGUUAUUCUCUCCGUAGUGUGCAACAGGCACCUGCGCAUCCCAACCAACUACUUCAUCAUCAAUUUAGCCAUUGCAGACCUGUUGCUGAGCACAACCGUCCUGCCGGUUUCUGCCACGCGUGAAAUUCUUAACUACUGGGUAUUCGGGAGGAUCUUCUGUGACAUCUGGGCUGCGGUGGAUGUGUUGUGCUGCACCGCAUCCAUCAUGAGCCUGUGCGUAAUCUCCAUUGACCGCUACAUCGGGGUGCGUUACCCACUGCAGUACCCGAGCAUUGUGACCGAGAAACGGGCGCUCUUGGCCAUGUUGGGUGUUUGGGUUCUUGCCUUUGUCAUCUCCAUAGGACCUCUGCUUGGGUGGAAAGAGCCUCCUUCAGAGGACGACACUGUGUGCCUCAUCACCGAGGAGCCGUUUUACGCGCUCUUCUCCUCGCUGGGCUCCUUCUACAUCCCUUUAGCGGUUAUUCUGGCCAUGUACUUCCGCGUGUAUAUAGUUGCCAAAAGAACCACGAAAAACCUUGAGGCCGGAGUGAUGAAGGAGCACAUGGACUCUAAUGAGCUGACGCUUCGGAUCCAUUGUAAAGGUUCUCAGGCGCAGGAUGACUGCAGCAAAGGCCACAUUAGGAGCUCGCUGACAGUCAAAUUACUUAAGUUUUCCAGAGAAAAGAAAGCUGCUAAAACGCUCGGUGUUGUUGUGGGCAUGUUCAUUCUGUGCUGGUUACCAUUUUUCCUCGCACUACCCAUCGGGUCAUUUAACACCAGUUUACGACCUCCUGAAACAUUCUUCAAAGUGAUCUUCUGGCUGGGCUACUUCAACAGCUGCCUGAACCCCAUUAUCUACCCCUGUUACAGCCGUGAGUUCAAGCAGGCUUUCAUUCGGAUCCUCAGGUGCCAGUGUCAGCAGAGGAAACGACAGGGCUGGAGGGCGUACAACUACCGCGUCCAGACGGGCUCGGCCAUGCAGGUCUACACAGACACCAGCUCCAUUUGCAUGAAUGGCAGCCAGCAGACCCUGGCCCCAACACACCCCAGCCCAAUAUUAUUCACUCGUCCAGCAUCAGGCCUUCUUCCAGGCUGGGUUCCCUGUACCUCAUCUUCCUCUUCCUCCCUAUCUGGGAGCCCUUUUCCUGGUAUGAUGAGGUCCAGCUCUAGGGCGAAGAGUCCCUGCGAAUCUAACAGGAUGGCUUCGCUGUUCCCCAGUAGGACCCACUCGAAAGGACCUCAGCAUGCCAAUGGACAGAAUGGGAAGCGAGACACAGAGCAUGAGCCAAUAUCUAGAACCGCACCUGAGACUGCUAUCUAGCUUGGUGUCAAGAGGGACUUACAUGCCAGUGAUUUCAGUCUUUCAGUUUUUUUCCGGACAGAUCUGAUACAUUAUUGUAGAUGUGAAAUACAUUGGGCUUCUUGUCAUGCAUGUCUACGUUGUUUCAUUUGAGAGUUGCAGUGGCUUUGUAAGGGAUAAUGUACCGUCAGCUUGUAAUUAUUUUUAAAUAAACCCCAGCGAGGUGAUCAGGAUACAGACGUGAAUAAGUAAAUUGAUUUAUCAUUUUAUCUGCUUAUUGUCUGCUUCCACUAACAAAUUAUAGUCUAGGGCAAUGUACAAAUCAAUUGACCUAGCAACAGGGCGAACAAUAUUACAGUACUAUAUUAACACAGACUUCACAAAUUGGCAGCUAAGACGCAAGAUGGCAGUGUAAAAUGUCUGACCCCAUUGCCAUGCAUGAUGAUUAUAGAGGGGAUUAGUGCCCGCCCACUUUUUUAGCAGUAUUGGUUGCAGAAGUAUUUUUCCUUCUAUUUUCCCAUAGGGAAAGUCUUAAGGUAUAACCCAUGAACCAAACCAAUCAGCUAUUAGGUGUACAAGCUUUGAUUUGAUGGGAAAAAAAAAGUAUUUGAAAAUCGGUUAAAAAGGACAAAGGUACUUAACGGCUUUAGUAAGGUGGAAGAACUACAAUCCCAUGAAGCAAUGCAAACAGCAUAAUCGACUAGAGAGAGAGAAAGAGAGAGUAUAUUUUACGUUUAUUGCAAAACAUGUCUGUGUAAUCAGUGUUGGGAAAAGUUAAAGGGAUAGUUCACUUUGAAAAUAAUUUUUGGUAUGUUUUAGCUUACCUCAAGGGCAUCCAAGAU
This is a messenger RNA of Pimephales promelas (fathead minnow), 2719 nucleotides long. It is a transcript of the gene adra1ba, whose product is annotated as adrenoceptor alpha 1Ba. Gene Ontology annotation, cellular component: plasma membrane. Gene Ontology annotation, molecular function: alpha1-adrenergic receptor activity. The record is from RefSeq and is a predicted model, not a curated record. Lineage: Eukaryota; Metazoa; Chordata; Actinopteri; Cypriniformes; Leuciscidae. Gene Ontology annotation, biological process: positive regulation of MAPK cascade; positive regulation of cytosolic calcium ion concentration; adenylate cyclase-activating adrenergic receptor signaling pathway.